CAAUGCCGCUAUAAAGGCUUGUUUUGCUCCGGGGGCUAAUGCUCCGGAGCGUGGUCGAGUGGCCGGCGCGGCCUUCCUGGAGCUGGGGCACAGAUAGUUGGCGAGGUUGAGGAACCUUUCGCGGGGAAGGUUGGACUUCAGUGAUCCCUGUAACAAGCAGGAUUAUUCUGAUCUGCAGCUGUAUCCUGACACUGGGGACACUGGCAGAUGCCAGGAAUCCUCAAGUGGAACCAAGAGUCUGUGAACCCUCCACUCAGAGAAGAUGAAGGACAUUGACAUAGGAAAAGAAUACAUCAUCCCCAGCCCUGGUUAUAGAAAUGUGCGGGAGAGAACCAGCAAUUCAGGGCAGCACCGAGACCGUGAGGACUCCAAGUACAAGAGAACUCAACCGUUGGAUUGCCAGGAUGCCUUGGAAACAGCAGCCCGAGCAGAAGGCCUUUCCCUGGACCCCUCCAUGCAUUCUCAGCUCAGAAUCCUGGAUGAGGAACAUCCCAAGGGAAAGUACCAUCAUAGCUUAAGUGUUCUGAAGCCCAUCCGGACCACUUCCAAACACCAGCACCCAGUGGACAAUGCUGGGCUCUUCUCCUGUAUGACUUUUUCUUGGCUUUCUCCUCUGGCUCGCAAAGCCCACAAGAAGGGGGAGCUCUUAAUGGAGGAUGUGUGGUCUUUGUCCAAGCAUGAGUCUUCCGAGGUGAACUGCAGAAGACUAGAGAGACUGUGGCAAGAAGAGCUGAAUGAAGCUGGGCCCGACGCUGCUUCCCUCCGGAGGGUUGUGUGGACCUUCUGCCGCACCAGGCUCAUCCUCUCCAUCGUGUGCCUGAUGAUCACGCAGCUGGCAGGCUUCAGUGGACCAGCCUUCGUGGUGAAACACCUCCUGGAGUACACCCAGGACACAGAGUCUAACCUCCAGUACAGCUUGCUGCUAGUCCUGGGCCUCCUGCUGACAGAAAUCGUGCGUUCUUGGUCACUCGCACUGACAUGGGCGUUGAAUUACCGAACUGGGGUACGCUUGCGGGGAGCCAUCCUAACCAUGGCGUUUAAGAAGAUCCUUAAGCUGAAGAACAUUAAGGAGAAGUCUGUGGGUGAGCUCAUCAACCUGUGCUCAAACGACGGGCAGAGGAUGUUUGAGGCAGCUGCUGUUGGCAGCUUGCUGGCUGGAGGACCUGUUAUUGCCAUCUUGGGCAUGGUUUAUAAUGUAAUUAUUCUGGGACCAACAGGCUUCCUGGGAUCAGCUGUUUUUAUCCUCUUUUAUCCUGCAAUGAUGUUUGUUUCACGGAUCACUGCAUAUUUCAGGAGAAAAUGUGUGACCAUCACAGAUGACCGUGUCCAGAAGAUGAAUGAAGUUCUCACCUAUAUUAAAUUUAUUAAAAUGUAUGCCUGGGUCAAAGCAUUCUCUCAGAGUGUACAAAAAAUCCGAGAGGAUGAGCGUCGGAUGCUGGAAAAAGCUGGGUACUUUCAGAGCAUCACCGUCGGCGUGGCUCCUAUUGUGAUGGUGAUCGCCAGCGUGGUGACCUUCUCUGUUCACAUGACCCUUGGCUUUGAUCUGACAGCGGCCCAGGCUUUCACAGUGGUAACUGUCUUCAAUUCCAUGACUUUUGCUUUGAAAGUUACACCGUUUUCAGUAAAGUCCCUCUCAGAAGCAUCUGUGGCUGUUGACAGAUUUAAGAGUUUGUUUCUAAUGGAAGAGGUUCACAUGAUAAAGAAAAAACCAGCCAGCCCUCACCUCACGAUAGAGAUGAAAAAUGCCACCUUGGCAUGGGACUCCUCCCACUCCAGUAUCCAGAACUCACCCAAGCUGACCCCCAAAACGAAAAAAGACAAGAGGGCUGCCAGGGGCAAGAAAGAGAAGGUGAGGCAGCUGCAGCGCACUGAGCAUCAGGCGGUGCUGGCAGAACAGAAGGGUCACCUCCUCCUGGACAGUGACGAGCGGCCCAGCCCUGAGGAGGAAGAGGGCAAGCACAUCCACCUGGGGAGCCUCCGCCUGCAGAGGACGCUCUACAACAUCGACUUAGAGAUCGAAGAGGGUAAACUAGUUGGAAUCUGUGGCAGUGUGGGAAGUGGAAAAACUUCUCUCAUUUCAUCCAUUUUAGGCCAGAUGACACUUCUAGAGGGCAGCAUUGCAGUCAAUGGAACCUUCGCUUAUGUGGCCCAGCAGGCCUGGAUCCUCAACGCCACUCUGAGAGACAACAUCCUCUUUGGGAAGGAAUUUGAUGAAGAAAGAUACAACUCCGUGCUGAACUGCUGCUGCCUGAGGCCUGACCUGGCCAUCCUUCCCCACAGUGAUCUGACAGAGAUUGGUGAGCGAGGAGCCAACCUGAGUGGCGGGCAACGCCAGAGGAUCAGCCUUGCCCGGGCCUUGUAUAGUGACCGAGACAUCUACAUCCUGGACGACCCCCUCAGUGCCUUAGAUGCCCACGUGGGCAACCACAUCUUCAACAGUGCUAUCCAGAAGCAUCUCAAGUCCAAGACGGUUCUGUUCAUUACCCACCAGUUACAGUACCUGGCUGACUGUGAUGAGGUGAUCUUCAUGAAAGAGGGCUGUAUUACAGAAAGAGGCACUCAUGAGGAAUUGAUGAAUCUAAAUGGUGAUUACGCUACUAUUUUUAAUAACCUGUUGCUGGGAGAGACACCCCCAGUUGAGAUUAAUUCAAAAAAGGAAACCAGUGGUUCACAGAAGAAAACACAAGAGAAGGGUCCUAAAACAGGAUCAGUAAAGAAGGAGAAAGCAGUGAAGCCAGAGGAAGGGCAGCUCGUGCAAAUGGAAGAGAAGGGGCAGGGCUCUGUGCCCUGGUCAGUGUAUGGUGUCUAUAUCCAGGCUGCUGGGGGCCCUUUGGCGUUCCUGGUCAUUCUGUCCCUUUUCAUGCUGAAUGUGGGCAGCACUGCUUUCAGCAACUGGUGGUUGAGUUUCUGGAUCAAGCAAGGAAGUGGGAACACCACGGUGACUCAAGAAAACAGGACAUCUGUGAGCAACAGCAUGAAGGAUAAUCCUCUCAUGCACUACUAUGCCAGCAUCUACGCCCUCUCCAUGGCAGUCAUGCUGAUCCUGAAAGCUGUUCGCGGAGUGGUCUUUGUCAAGGGCACAUUGCGAGCCUCCUCCCGGCUCCAUGAUGAGCUUUUCCGAAGAAUCCUUCGAAGCCCUAUGAAGUUUUUUGACACUACCCCCACAGGAAGAAUUCUCAACAGGUUUUCCAAAGACAUGGAUGAAGUCGACGUGCGCCUGCCGUUCCAGGCCGAGAUGUUCAUUCAGAACGUCAUCUUGGUGUUCUUCUGUGUUGGAAUGAUCGCAGGAGUUUUCCCAUGGUUCCUCGUGGCAGUGGGGCCCCUUGUCAUCCUCUUUUCAAUUCUGCACAUUGUCUCCAGGGUCCUGAUCCGAGAGCUGAAGCGUCUAGAUAAUAUCACACAGUCACCUUUCCUCUCCCACAUCACAUCCAGCAUACAGGGCCUUGCCACCAUCCACGCCUACAACAAAGGGCAGGAAUUUCUGCACAGGUACCAGGAGCUACUGGAUAACAACCAGAGUCCUUUCUUCCUGUUCACUUGUGCGAUGCGGUGGCUGGCGGUGCGGCUGGACCUAAUCAGCAUUGCCCUGAUCACCACCACUGGGCUGAUGAUUGUUCUCAUGCAUGGGCAGAUUCCCCCAGCAUAUGCAGGGCUUGCCAUCUCCUAUGCUGUGCAGUUGACAGGGCUGUUCCAGUUUACUGUCAGACUGGCAUCGGAGACAGAAGCUCGCUUCACCUCAGUGGAGAGGAUCGACCACUACAUCAAGACUCUAUCUUUGGAAGCACCUGCCAGAAUUAAGAACAAGGCUCCCUCCCCUGACUGGCCCCAGGAAGGAGAGAUCACCUUUGAGAAUGCAGAGAUGAGGUACCAAGAAAAUCUCCCUCUGGUCCUGAAGAAAGUGUCCUUCACCAUCAAACCCAAGGAGAAGAUUGGCAUCGUGGGUCGAACAGGAUCAGGGAAGUCCUCUCUGGGCAUGGCCCUCUUCCGCCUGGUGGAGUUGUGUGGAGGCUGCAUCAAGAUUGAUGGAGUGAGAAUCAGUGACAUUGGCCUUGCUGACCUCCGGAGCAAGCUCUCCAUCAUUCCCCAGGAGCCGGUGCUGUUCAGCGGUACUGUCAGAUCAAAUUUGGAUCCCUUCAACCAGUACACGGAAGACCAGAUCUGGGAUGCCCUAGAAAGGACACACAUGAAAGAAUGUAUUGCUCAGCUACCUCUGAAACUUGAAUCUGAAGUGAUGGAGAAUGGGGAUAACUUCUCAGUGGGGGAACGGCAGCUCUUGUGCAUAGCUAGAGCCUUACUCCGUCACUGUAAGAUUCUGAUUCUAGAUGAAGCCACAGCUGCCAUGGACACCGAGACAGACUUACUGAUCCAAGAGACCAUCCGAGAAGCAUUCGCUGACUGCACCAUGCUGACGAUUGCCCAUCGCCUACACACAGUCCUAGGCUCUGAUAGGAUUAUGGUGCUGGCCCAGGGGCAGGACUCUUUUCCAUCCAUAGGUUUGGAUCAGCUUGCACAGCAAGAUGCCAUUUACUUGGUAUGCCUUUGACUUGAGCUGCAGUUUCUUCCCUCUGCAGCAUAUGGGACCUUUUGAUUGAUUCCUUCUUACACAAGGCUGAAAGAA
Molecule: messenger RNA, 4618 nt
Organism: Budorcas taxicolor (takin)
Lineage: Eukaryota; Metazoa; Chordata; Mammalia; Artiodactyla; Bovidae
Gene: ABCC5
Product: ATP binding cassette subfamily C member 5
Exons: 31
Coding region: 263-4543 (1426 amino acids)
Biological process (GO): transmembrane transport
Cellular component (GO): membrane
Molecular function (GO): ABC-type transporter activity; ATP hydrolysis activity; ATP binding
Source: RefSeq, a predicted model, not a curated record